Messenger RNA from Papaver somniferum (opium poppy), 2331 nucleotides. Its product is annotated as wall-associated receptor kinase 2-like. The transcript has 3 exons. Gene Ontology annotation, biological process: cell surface receptor signaling pathway; protein phosphorylation. Gene Ontology annotation, molecular function: ATP binding; protein serine/threonine kinase activity; polysaccharide binding. Lineage: Eukaryota; Viridiplantae; Streptophyta; Magnoliopsida; Ranunculales; Papaveraceae. Gene Ontology annotation, cellular component: plasma membrane. The record is from RefSeq and is a predicted model, not a curated record. The coding region runs from base 1 to 2319 and encodes 772 amino acids.
AUGCAGAUUAUCUUCUCCUGGUUUCUGCUGUUGGUAAUAUUAUCAUCAUCAACCUUAGCUGAAUCAUCGACAUUCAUACAAGCGAAACCCGGUUGCAAGACAAAAUGUGGGAAUAUAAGCAUUCCAUACCCAUUUGGUAUUGGUGAUGGCUGCUUCAUUAAUCCAGCUGUUGUCGGAGGACAUUCUGGAUAUGAUAUUAACUGCAAUGCUUCAUAUGAUCCUCCCAAACCUUUCAUUCGAAAAGGUUCCUUGGAAAUUUUAAGUAUAUCAGGUACGGAAAUUCGCAUCAGAAACGAUCGGAUUGCUAGCUUAUGUUACGAUGAAUCUGGAUCCCCUGUUCUUGGAUCUACUUUGAGAGAUUUGAACUUGGUAGGGUCUGUGUUUACAGUAUCAUACACAAAAAACAGUUUCUAUGGAAUUGGCUGUGAAAUCAUUGCGAGAAUAGAAUGGGGUUCAUCCGGUGGUCGUCAAGCCAUUACAAGUACUAACUCAUCUUGCGAACCAAAAUGUAAGAGUAGGGAAAAUAUGAUGGAAGGGUCUUGCACUGGCACCAGCGGUUGUUGCCAGACAACAUUUCCGAAAAGCUUACAAAAUGUUUCUGUAGAGGUAUUGGCUCGGUUACCAUCAAAUGGUUUAAUUUCGUCUCCCAAUUCCUGCAACUUCGCGUACCUGGCUGAGCAAGGGCAGUACCCGUCUCAAGCGUCAGACCUUCUUCCUGAUGGAGGCUUACAUGCAGGUACUAAGGUCAUACCAGCGGUGCUCGAUUGGGCUAUAGGAGAUACGUCUUGUGAAGAAGCGAAAGCGAACUCCACAAUUUACACAUGCUUCAGUAAUAGUGAUUGUACUGAUGCGGUGAACAAUCUAGGAUAUCAUUGUACUUGCCGUAAUGGUUACGGAGGAAACCCUUAUCUUGAACCUGGAUGCGAAGAUAUAAACGAGUGUGAAGAUCAAACAAACAACCUUUGCGUAGGCAACUGUAUUAAUACAGACGGAGGUUAUAAUUGUUCCUGUCCACCCGGCAGUGACGGCAAUGGGAGGAAAGAUGGGACUGGUUGUACCAGCAAACGAAAAUUUCCAGUAAUAGGGGCAGCCCUUGGUAUUGGCUUCGGGUUAUUGGUUUUUGUUAUCGGAGUUUAUUCCAUAUACGUAAUUACUAAAAAGCGAAAGCUACUCAGAAGUAAAAAAAAGUUCUUUCAGCAAAACGGUGGACUGUUGUUAAAAAACCAAUUAUCUUCUCAAGAAGGUGGUAUAGACACAACAAAGAUCUUCACAGCAGAAGAGUUGGAACUGGCAACCAACGAUUAUGACGAAAAUCUAGUCCUUGGACGAGGUGGGUUCGGUACAGUUUUCAAAGGAACAUUAUUAGAUAAUCGUAUAGUUGCUGUUAAGAAGUCGAAAUUAGUUGAUCAAAGUCAGAUUGAGCAGUUUAUAAAUGAGUUUGUUAUACUAACUCAAAUUAAUCACCGAAACAUAGUGAAGCUCUUAGGUUGUUGUUUAGAGACAGAAGUUCCUUUGCUGGUCUAUGAAUACGUUUCAAAUGGUACCCUUUUUGAACAUAUUCAUCAGAGGGGCGAUAUGUCGGCAAUUUCUUGGGAAUGUCGUUUGACAAUUGCCACAGAAAUUGCAAAUGCUCUUUCAUAUUUACAUUCAGCAGCAUCUACACCUAUUAUUCAUAGAGAUAUAAAGUCUGCUAACAUAUUACUAGAUGAAAAAUACACUGCAAAAGUAUCGGAUUUUGGAGCAUCAAGGUUAAUUCCUUUGGAUCAGACUGGGUUAAACACAGUGGUUCAAGGCACAUUGGGUUAUCUGGAUCCAGAAUACUAUAAUACAAGCGAGUUGACAGAGAAAAGUGAUGUUUAUAGUUUUGGAGUAGUUGUAGUAGAACUCUUAACCGGAAGGAAACCUAUUUCUUUUGAGAGAUCUGAAGAAGAAAGGAAUCUAGUUACAUUUUUCAUUUCUUCAAUGGAAGUAAAUAAUUUGUCUCAACUUCUUGAGGAUCGCGUUUUUCAAGAAGGAAAGCCGGAGGAAGUACUUCUAGUUGCAAAGCUUGCAAUGAGAUGCCUUAGCUUAAAAGGAGCAGAUCGCCCUACAAUGACACAAGUCGCAAUAAUUCUUGAAGAAUUGAGAAGCUUAGAGACGAGCACACAAACUAUUCAACUAAGCCGUGAAGAUUCAAUAAUGAACAUGCAAUUUGCGCUUGAACGGGACCUCUAUAGUGUGCCGUUCAUGAGUUAUAACAGUAGUAUUUCGACUUCGGAUGAUUCUGCACACAGUAGCUUGAAGCAAAGUGUGGCUCUGGGUAGGGGAAACCCCCGAUAAGUGCAGGAAUAU